Cuscuta epithymum is the source of this 886-nucleotide messenger RNA. Lineage: Eukaryota; Viridiplantae; Streptophyta; Magnoliopsida; Solanales; Convolvulaceae. The record is from the annotation of a GenBank genome assembly.
CACAAUUCACAACCAAUUAAAUAAAAAAAAGUUUGUUUUUUUUUUGUUUCAAGAAAAAAAAUGGGUUUCCUUUGUUUUAAGAAAAAACACCGUCACUUUCUGCGCCACUCUUCGUCCAUCUCCAUCCCGACGAGGAUGAAGGUGAUCGAUACUUCGCCGGAGAAGGUGGUUGCGCCGCCGCCAGAAAAGCUGGAAAGAACGUCGGCGCCGGUAGAUAUAGACAAACAGGCGGAAGCUUUUAUUCAAAAGUUUAGGCACCAGAAGGUGGCUGCGCCACCGCCGGAAAGAAACCCGGCGGCGGAAGAUACAGACAAAAAGGAGGAAGCUUUUUCUCAACCGUCUAAGCAGGGGAAGGUGGUUGCGCCGCCGACAGAGAAGAUGGAAAGAAACCCGGCGAGGGAAGACAUAGACAAAGAGGCGGAAGCUUUUAUUCGACAUUUUCAUGAGCACGACAAGGUGGUAGCGCCACGGCCGCCGCCGCCGCCGCCAUCAAAGAAGCUGGAAAGAAUUCCGACGAAGGAAGAUAUCGACAAACAGGCAGAUGCUUUUAUUCAACAGUUUAAUCACCAGUUGCUUGUUCAGAGGUUGAAGUCUAUUGAGAACGACAACAAAAUGCGAAAAUGAUCGAACUACUUUCAUCAUUGGGGCAUACUUUUUAAAUUAAAUUAUUAAUAGCUCUGUAAAUGAAUAAAUGUGAUUUUCUGCCAUUAAUAAUUAAUUUAAUAUAAUUCAGAAAUAAGAAAUUAAAAAACCAAAAUUUCAUAUUAGUGAUGUAUGUACAUGGAUAUGAUUGGUUAUCUCCUUAUUUUCUCGUAGCAUUACUCUGGUAUAAAAAUGUUCACUCUUGCAUUAAAAUGUUUAUAAUGUUUUUUAACUUCCUCGUUUG